Messenger RNA from Encephalitozoon cuniculi GB-M1, 411 nucleotides. RefSeq lists its product as uncharacterized. Gene Ontology annotation, biological process: protein sumoylation; double-strand break repair via homologous recombination. The record is from RefSeq and is marked provisional. Bases 1 to 411 code for a protein of 136 amino acids. Lineage: Eukaryota; Fungi; Microsporidia; Unikaryonidae. The transcript has a single exon. Gene Ontology annotation, molecular function: zinc ion binding; SUMO ligase activity. Gene Ontology annotation, cellular component: nucleus; Smc5-Smc6 complex.
AUGGACGAAUACAUUGCAAGAAGAGCAGAGGCCUUGAAGGCUGCAAAGAACAUCGUCAUGAAGUCCCCUGACCCGGAGGAGGGGCUGGUUCGGAAGAUUCUCAUCCACCAGGAACUCCUCUCAAACAGAGACAUUGCUCUGAACAAGGACUUCUAUUCAAUUUUGAACAGUAAGGUCAGUGCCAAGCCUGAGAUGGUUGAUCUGAUCAACAAGAAGGAGCAGGUGGAGUGUGUUCGGGUGGAGAAGAGACUCAUUUGUCCAAUCAGCCAGAAGGAGGUGGUUGAUCCGUAUGUUGGAGAGUGCGGACAUGUGCUGGAGAAGAAGGAGGCCAUGAAAUACAUAAGGAAUAGCACAAGGCCUGUCUGCCCGCAGAUUGGAUGCAACAAGAGGUUGACGAAGAAGAGGAGGUAG